ACAGCCGACCAUUUCGUGGGUUCGCAAUUUGACAGGCAAAAAUGGUUGGGUGUUCGGCCCUGGGUUGCACCAACUCAACGGAGAAGGGUCACAAGGUGUUCCGAGUACCUUGGGACCCUCAGCGUAAGAUGCAAUGGGCAGUAGCGCUCCGACGAAAGCAAAAGAACGGCGACUUGUGGAUUCCCGGCGUCGGCGCACGUGUGUGCUCUGCGCAUUUUGUCGAAGAGAAACGCAGCGACGACCCCAGCCACGUCGAUUAUGUGCCGUCUAUCUUCUCGUACAACAACGAUAGUCGUGCCCGAUCACGCAGGAGGAUUGAAAUGCAUCAUCGCCAUGCUGCAAUAUCGCGAAAACGGUUGGCAUCGCAGGAACAGCAGGCUAGCUGCUCCAGUAUCAACACUGCUGUAGAAAGUUUGGACGAUAUGGACAGUAUGAGCGAUGUGGACAGCAUGGACGCAGCGGAAGGGUCGCCAACUGGUGACAACAUGGUAGACGCAGAGGUCCAGGCGACAGAAUCAACAGGGAUGUGUGCAAACUGUUACUCCUUGGUCAAAGAACGGGAUGCACUCAGCGACGAGGUUUCCACACUGAGACGAAGGUGCAGGAGGCUGAAAGCAAAGCUGAAUACGUGCCAGGAUGUUGGGCAGAUGAGCGAAAAGAAGGUGACUUUCUACACAGGGCUCACAAAGGCAACAUUCUUGGCAGUGCUGGCAGCUGUGGUUGCUGCAUUACCACCUGCACGCAAAUGCCUUCCACACCCAAGCCAACUGCUGCUGUUUUUAAUGCGCCUGAGACUCGGUCUGCACAUAACAGACCUAGCCUACAGGUUUCAUGUGUCCGUCCCCACUGCUAGCCGGAUAUUCAAAGACUGGCUGGCCCCCAUGUCCUCAGUGUGUAGACAGCUGAUAGUGUUCCCUGAUCCCGACAUAGCGAGGAGCUGGCUCACAACAAAAGAACGGCACCAUUUCCCAAACCUAAGGGGCAUUAUAGACUGCACUGAAGUUCCAGUGUCGAGGCCUUUCAACCUGUCCACGCAGCAAGAAGUGUGGAGCAACUACAAACAGGGCUCCACACUGAAGUUCCUCGUCUGUGUGAAUACACAUGGCGCAAUCACCUUCGUCUCUCCUGUUUAUGGUGGACGAAUUUCGGACAAGGAGAUAACUCUUCAGAGUGGGUUCCUAGGUAUGUUGCUACCAGGUGACCAGAUUCUAGCAGACCGGGGUUUCCUUCUCCAUGAGGAGUUUUUCCUGCGGGACGUGCAGCUGAUAACACCGGCUUUCACAAAAGGAAGAACGCAGUUGCUCCACAAUGAAGUUGAAAGUUCAAGACGAAUAUCGUCGUCAAGGAUAAUCGUGGAAAGGGCAAUUGGGCACAUAAAAAAGUGGAGGAUACUGACUAACACAGUCCCCUACCAUCUUGUUCAAGAUUUUGACAACAUUCUCUCCGUGGUUGCCGGGCUCACAAACUUUUCACUAUCGCUUGCAAAUAAAGCCGAGGCACCAACCACUGGCACGGAACAUCUGUAGGAACAGGGCGUUCUUCCUUCUCCUUAUGCCACCUUGUAACUACGAAGCACACGGCAGCGGAAUGGCUACAAGAUUUCCCUAGCCUUCACGAAGAUGGAACGGGAAGAUAUCAUUACAAUCCGUCAGUUGAAGAGUUUUGCAAUAUUAGAUGUCCACAAUAAAUGAUCGAAAGAAAAUUUUGUACAUGUCUUUUGUGUUGUGUGCUUCAGUACAAGGUAUCCACUGUUAACGUUUGGAAAUGAUAAGCC
Ornithodoros turicata is the source of this 1774-nucleotide messenger RNA. RefSeq lists its product as uncharacterized. The transcript is spliced from 8 exons. The record is from RefSeq and is a predicted model, not a curated record. NCBI's taxonomy places the organism in Eukaryota, Metazoa, Arthropoda, Arachnida, Ixodida, Argasidae. The coding region runs from base 42 to 1526 and encodes 494 amino acids.